This is a messenger RNA of Homalodisca vitripennis (glassy-winged sharpshooter), 576 nucleotides long. Its product is annotated as putative gustatory receptor 28b. The record is from RefSeq and is a predicted model, not a curated record. Gene Ontology annotation, cellular component: membrane; dendrite; axon. Gene Ontology annotation, biological process: sensory perception of taste. Bases 1 to 576 code for a protein of 191 amino acids. NCBI's taxonomy places the organism in Eukaryota, Metazoa, Arthropoda, Insecta, Hemiptera, Cicadellidae. The transcript is spliced from 5 exons.
AUGGUCAACCCUAAGAUCAAAAUGGAAGUCACAAGCCCUGCCACUGUUGACGGCGCCCACACAAGAUGCAGUAUUCUUUCUAAAAUGAAGAAACUGAGGACUCUGAUGAACACCUACUGGAUGCUGUGUGACGCCGUACACCAGGCUAAUGUCUUCUACUGCGAUCAGCUGAUGGCUGUUACCUUCUCCUCAUUUCUUCACAUCACUGUCACGUCUUACUACUUUUUCUUGCUCCUAAAAACUGCUAAAAUGCUCGUCAUAACUAAUGAAGGAGCUUGGAUCCUGCUUAACAUCUGCUACGUACUUCUGUUGCUAAACACAAGUACGGACGUCACCAACAAGGCUGAUGAGACAGGACAGAUGAUCUGCAAGUUGAUUAACAAGGACUUGGACCAGAAUCUGAGAAAACAGCUGGAAGGGUUUCUCCUGCAGUUGCCUCACCACAACGCAAGAUACUCUGCUCGUGGAUUUUUCCCGCUCAACAAAAAGACCCUCACAGCGAUGGCUGGAGCGGUGACAACUUACCUGGUGAUACUGAUUCAGUUCCAGACUGAAACCAUCAUCCACCUAGACUAA